AUGAAGCUCUUGCUCAAGACCCUCUCCUCCAAUGCCGUGCUCCGCUCGCAGAUCAGACAGGCGGACCGCUUGCGAUUCCUGUCGAGGCCGGCUGCCGCAGGAAUUCACUCUGUCCCGGACCUGAAAGACACAAGCUUGCUAAAAUCACAAGGCUACAUCAAUGGCGAGUGGGUCGGCGCCAAGUCAGGCAAGACGUUUGAGGUUCAUGACCCAGCCACCGGGAAGACCAUAGGCACAAUGCCAGAAAUGAACAAGGAGGAUACCGACAGGGCGAUUAAGGCUGCGGCUGAUGCGUUGUCCUCAUUCAGAAAGACCACAGGCCGCGAGAGGUCGAAGAUGCUUAGGAAAUGGUACGAUCUCAUGGUGGAGAAUAGCGAGGACAUCGCCAAGUUGAUAACCUGGGAGAAUGGUAAGCCUUUCAAUGACGCCAAGGGUGAAGCCGCGUAUGCCGCCAGCUUCUUCGAAUGGUUCAGCGAGGAAGCUCCUCGAGUGUAUGGAGACAUAAUUCCGGCAACCGUAGGCAGCAACAGGAUCUAUACUCGGAAGGAGCCCGUAGGUGUCUGUGGCUUGAUCACGCCCUGGAACUUUCCCGCUGCAAUGAUCACGCGAAAGAUUGGCCCCGCGUUGGCCGCGGGCUGUACAGUGGUCGCAAAGAGCCCUGGCGAAACUCCCUUCACCGCCGCCGCAAUCACAGAGCUCGCACACCGCGCUGGAAUUCCCGCCGGCGUUGUAAACGUUGUGACUUCCCUUGAGAACACAGUCGAGGUUGGAAAGGCCAUUACUUCCUCCAACGACGUCAAGAAAGUAUCGUUCACAGGUUCUACCAACGUUGGCAAGCUUCUCAUGAAUCAGUCGUCUGAUACUCUGAAGAAACUGUCAUUCGAGCUGGGUGGAAAUGCUCCUUUCAUUGUAUUUGACGAUGCCGACCUUGACACCGCUGUGGCUGGCGCCAUCGCAAGCAAGUUCCGCUCGAGCGGUCAAACAUGCGUCUGCGCCAACCGCAUCUACGUGCACAAGGAUAUAUACGACAAGUUCGCAGAAGCAUUCACAGAGAAGGUCAAAGCCUUCAAUGUUGGCCCUGGCUUCCAGGAUGCUGUUACCCACGGGCCGCUCAUCCAUGACCGCGCUGUUAGCAAAGUGCAGUCCCACGUUGAGGAUGCUGUCUCCCGUGGUGCAAAGGUCUUGGCUGGUGGAAAGCCACUCUCCAAUCUCGGUUCCAACUUCUUUGAGCCUACGGUCAUUCGCGACAUGACGAAGAGCAUGAAGAUCGCCUCUGAGGAGACCUUUGGUCCAAUUGCUGCCCUGUUCCCCUUCGAGACCGAAUCAGAAGUCGUGAGUCUUGCCAAUGACGCCGAUGUAGGCCUCGCGGGUUACUUUUUCUCCAAGGACAUCCAGAGAUGCUACCGAGUUGCUGAGGCGCUCCAAUUUGGCAUGGUGGGUAUCAACACUGGCGUCAUUUCGGACGCAGCAUCGCCUUUCGGAGGCGUCAAACACUCUGGAUUUGGCCGCGAGGGGUCGAAGUAUGGUAUUGAAGAGUACAUCACUCUCAAGACCAUGACAGUCGGUGGAAUUGGAGAUCUGCAAUAA
This is a messenger RNA of Lecanosticta acicola, 1587 nucleotides long. Lineage: Eukaryota; Fungi; Ascomycota; Dothideomycetes; Mycosphaerellales; Mycosphaerellaceae. The record is from the annotation of a GenBank genome assembly.